Messenger RNA from Talaromyces stipitatus ATCC 10500, 1998 nucleotides. RefSeq lists its product as uncharacterized. Gene Ontology annotation, molecular function: oxidoreductase activity; FAD binding. Bases 1 to 1998 code for a protein of 665 amino acids. The record is from RefSeq and is a predicted model, not a curated record. NCBI's taxonomy places the organism in Eukaryota, Fungi, Ascomycota, Eurotiomycetes, Eurotiales, Trichocomaceae. The transcript is spliced from 4 exons.
AUGGUGACUAGUGUCGCUAUCAAGGUCUUCCUGCUAGCGGUCGCGUCUCUGCCGUUCACUCAGACCCAGACAAUCCGUGAUGGAAAUCAGGUCGUCGCUGCCAAUGCAACGACAGUCGCGCGUGGCGCAGUUGAAGUGUCUCCCGACUCGUCCGAUUCAGGCGUCGGCUACUUCUCGUUUGAGUCAACGCAGUUGACGCCCGAGGUCAUUGCGAACCUCACGACGUUGAACUUGACAGGCAUUGAGUAUUUCAAUUUUGGCGAUGCAUCUUCUACCACGGCGAAACUGAAAUCAGCCAGUUGCAAGGCUUUACCAGGUGAUUUCGCGUGGCCGCCGGACAUCGUAUGGUUCGUUCUUGAUUUGCUUCUUGGCGGUGGCCUCAUCAAGAGCGUCCCAGUUGCCGCGCCUUGUUACUCUGAUUGGUAUCAGUACAACCCAGACGAGUGUACGACUAUCACCUCGCAAUGGAGCUCUCCAGAAUUCCAAUCAUCUCAACCCACCGGUAUUGACUGGCCACUCUUCGAGGGUGUGACCUGCCUACCCCCAGCUCUCGGUCCCACAAAUGCAACCUGCACGCUCGGCGGCAUGCCGUCGUACAUUGUCAAUGUGACCAAUGUGGCUCAGAUCCAGCUGGCCGUCAACUUCGCUCGCAGUUUGAACCUACGUCUCAGCAUCAAAAACCAGGGCCACGACUUCAAUUCCAAAAACGUCGGCGCGGGCUCCCUCUCUGUGUGGACCAGUCAUUUGAACCAUAUCCAGUACCUCGGUCCCGAGUUCACCAUCGGCUCAUAUAGCGGUCCCUCCCUUAAGAUCGGGGCUGGAGUUGAAACGUUGCAGGUCUACGAGUUUGCCGAUAGCCUUGGCCUUGAUGUCGUUGGUGGAGUUGCAAGGACUGUCGGCCUCGGUGGUGGCUACAUCGCAGGCGGUGGCCAUUCACCUCUGAUGUCGAUGUACGGCAUGGCCGCUGACCAGGUUCUUGCCCUGGAAAUCGUCCUUCCCGACGGUCGCUUCGUCUCGGUCUCUGAGACAAGCUAUCCGGACCUAUUCUGGGCGCUCCGUGGAGGCGGUGGCAGCACCUUCGGAGUGGUGACCUCGCUCGUCAUCCGCGCGUAUCCCAAGCUACCCAUCACUACCUUGACUUUCUCGUUCGGCACCAGCCAUACUAUCACAGACUGCACCUUCUGGGAGGGUAUGUACGCCGUGUGGGCUACGUUCCCUGUCUACGCCGACGCCGGCCACUACCGCUACUGGUCCAUCUCGUGCACUUCAGAGUCCAGCUGUAGCUUCAGCAUGUCACCACACUGGGCCAAUAAUUACACCACCGCGCAGCUGCAAGAGUUCGUUGCUCCUCUGUUCGCAAACCUGACAGCACUUGGCAUGCCACCUCAGGACGUCGUUUACGCUGAGUAUGACGGCGUUUUGAACGCCUUCACCACGACCUUCCCCGCGUCCACUGAAGUGGUGGGCAGCUGGACCUAUCACACCGGCUCACGCCUGUUUCCACGUAGGAACUGGGAAAAUGAAACCAGUCUCGCCGCCCAAUCGGCCGCGCUCCGCAAUACCGCUGUUGAGGCCGGCAUGAUAUUGGGAUACAACUUCAAAGCUGCCGUCAAUCCUACUGUCAACCAGGACAACGCUGUGAACCCGGCCUGGCGCGACAUGCUCUCUCACACAAUGCUGGGCGCUGUCUGGGCGCAGUCAGCAACGCCUGAUGAUAUUGCAGCUGCCAAUCAGCUGCUGAAGAAGCGGUUGCAGACGUGGCGAGAUGUGAGUCCCGGCUCUGGCGCGUACCUAAAUGAGGCAGACAUCAACGAGCCGGAUUUCCAGCAAUCGUUCUAUGGCAGCAACUACGCGCGACUGUACUCAAUGAAGCAGCAGUAUGAUCCGUGGGGGUUGCUGUACGCUAUCACUGCGGUUGGCUCUGAGGAUUGGUAUGUCACGGGUCAGAUUCCGUACUACCCGACCCAAAAUGGAAGGUUAUGUAGAGUUGGGAGCUAA